This is a messenger RNA of Hipposideros armiger (great roundleaf bat), 914 nucleotides long. RefSeq names its product glutathione peroxidase 1 (gene GPX1). The record is from RefSeq and is a predicted model, not a curated record. Gene Ontology annotation, biological process: response to hydrogen peroxide; response to selenium ion; glutathione metabolic process. Gene Ontology annotation, molecular function: glutathione peroxidase activity. The transcript has 2 exons. Gene Ontology annotation, cellular component: mitochondrion; cytosol. Lineage: Eukaryota; Metazoa; Chordata; Mammalia; Chiroptera; Hipposideridae.
ACCACAUGACCCCAUCGCCCGCCUAUUAAAAGGAGGCCACCCCGGUCCCUCUUUUGUCUGGUCCCCAGCGCUACCUUCUCCGGACCCUACGCCAUGUGCGCCGCUCAGCUAGCGGCGGCUGCGCGAGCUGCCACGGCCCCGCUCUCUGUGUAUGCCUUCUCCGCGCGCCCGCUGGCCGGCGGGGAGCCUGUGAACCUGGACUCCCUGCGGGGCAAGGUGCUGCUCAUUGAGAAUGUGGCCUCUCUCUGAGGCACAACGGUCCGGGACUACACCCAGAUGAACGAGUUGCAGCGGCGCCUGGGGCCCCGGGGCCUGGUAGUGCUGGGUUUCCCGUGCAACCAGUUCGGACAUCAGGAGAACGCCAAGAACGAAGAAAUCCUGAAUUGCCUCAAGUACGUCCGACCUGGCGGCGGGUUCGAGCCUAACUUCACGCUCUUCGAGAAGUGCGAGGUGAAUGGUGCUCAGGCGCACCCUCUUUUCGCUUUCUUGCGGGAGACUCUGCCCGCGCCCAGUGACGACACCACUGCGCUCAUGACCGAUCCCAAGUUCAUCACCUGGUCUCCGGUAUGCCGCAACGACAUUGCCUGGAACUUCGAAAAGUUCCUGGUGGGCCCGGAUGGCGUGCCUGUGCGCAGGUACAGCCGCCGCUUUCCCACCAUCGAUAUCGAGCCUGACAUCGAAGCCCUGCUGUCCCAGGGGCCCAGCUGUGCCUAAGGUGACUCUCCUGGCCUUGCUGCUUGGCGGUCACAGCGCUUCCCUCUGGGGAUUUCAUCCAUGAUGGUGUUUCCUCUAAACCUGCAUGGAGAAACGCCUGAUGUCCAGGAAAAUCCCCGAGAUGGGCGCUGGUCCUGUCCAUCCCAGCCUCCCCCUCCCACACCACUGCUCUUCACAAUAAAUGUUGGGUGUCAGCAGAA